ACUGUGCGUUUUAAGAAAGUAAGCAGUGCGGAAGCUGUAAACCUGUAACUUAGCGUUGCUAAUCAGUUAUAACAGUUAGCAAUUUACUCGGGAAAAAAUUAAGAAACACAAGCAAAAAUAGAAAUCAAAAACUGAAGACGAUUCUGAAACAUACCAAAUUACGUUUGCCACCAACUGUUUUGUGGCAGUAUAUUGUAUGUAAAUAUAGAUUUCUACAUCACUUCCUGUGCAAGAUGGCAGCUGCCUUGGUAGUUUCACGUGAAGGUUUGGUUGUGGGAAACAAAAUAUGGACAGGUACCACUAUGGAUUUGGAUGAUGAUGCUAUUGAAGAAGGCUGCUCUUCUGCUAGUAAAGGAAACAAAAAUGAGGAUGAUCAAAGUAAGUUGGAUGACGACAGCUCUGCAGUUGAAGAUGAAGCAAAUUCCAAUGCUGGUUGGGCGAAUGCCAUGGCAAAAAUUCUAAACAAGAAAACUCCAGACAGCAGGCCAAGUAUCCUGAUUAAAAAUAAGCAGAGAGAGAAGGAAAAGGAACUUGAAAAACAAGAAAGACUUAAGAAAAAAAAGCAGCUUGAUGAAAAGUGGGAAUGGGAAAUGAUGAAUAGAGUAAAGCCAGAUAUUGCAAGAGACAGAGAAAAGGAACGAAACCUACAGAAAGUUGCUACAAGAGGAGUGGUACAGCUGUUUAAUGCAGUAAGGAAACAUCAGAAAAAUGUUGAGGAGAAAAUAAAGGAAGCAGGAGGUUCUGAAAGAAAACGAGCAAAACUGAUUUCUGCAGUCUCAAAGAGAGAUUUCAUCAGUGUCCUCCGAGGAAAGGCGGGAACUCUGUCUGAACACGACACAAAGGAGAAGAAUGCUGAAGACCUGAUGGGUAAUGCUGAAUCAAAGGAUAAGCCAGGCUGGAGUAUACUGCGUGAUGAUUUCAUGAUGGGAGCUUCCAUGAAAGACUGGGACAAAGAGAGUGAUGAUGGAACACAAAAUGCAGAUGGAGAGCAUAAAGCAGAAACAGAUGACAGUGGAAGCGAUUCUGAUAGAUAAUGUAGAACAUUAAAGGAACUGCAAGAUAAAAUUGUUAUCUUGUUCAUUUGUGACAACUUCAUUCUGUGAAUGUAGGAAGCUGAACUCUAAAGCUCUAUUU
Protopterus annectens (West African lungfish) is the source of this 1134-nucleotide messenger RNA. RefSeq names its product ribosomal RNA processing 15 homolog (gene RRP15). NCBI's taxonomy places the organism in Eukaryota, Metazoa, Chordata, Ceratodontiformes, Protopteridae. The record is from RefSeq and is a predicted model, not a curated record. Bases 234 to 1034 code for a protein of 266 amino acids. Gene Ontology annotation, cellular component: preribosome, large subunit precursor. Gene Ontology annotation, biological process: maturation of LSU-rRNA; maturation of 5.8S rRNA. The transcript is spliced from 5 exons.